Calliphora vicina (urban bluebottle blowfly) is the source of this 1980-nucleotide messenger RNA. RefSeq names its product N-acylneuraminate-9-phosphatase. The coding region runs from base 198 to 1175 and encodes 325 amino acids. The record is from RefSeq and is a predicted model, not a curated record. NCBI's taxonomy places the organism in Eukaryota, Metazoa, Arthropoda, Insecta, Diptera, Calliphoridae. The transcript is spliced from 2 exons. Gene Ontology annotation, molecular function: N-acylneuraminate-9-phosphatase activity. Gene Ontology annotation, biological process: N-acetylneuraminate biosynthetic process; dephosphorylation.
AUUGCUUAGCUAGCUAGUUGUCAUUUGGAACAGGGUCUUUUUGUUUUUUUAAGUAAUACUAAUUUUAUAUAACAAUAAUAAAAAAUAAAUUAAGAAACGUGUAAAUAAAAUUCGCAAUUCUCUGUAUUCUGUAAAUACUGUUUUUAAUAAAAUUUAAAUAAGUAAAGAAAUCUAUUUUCAUAAUUACUAAGCAACUCAUGGCCUCAACGAACAUAAAUUUUAACAAUACCUGUCCGUCAGCCAACGCUAAACAUUUUCAAUUAUCUGCUAAUCAAAAAUUGCAAAAACAACCACAAAAUGUUUAUAAUUUAUCAAAAAUAACUACAAUCUUUUUUGACUUGGAUAAUACUUUAACCCCCACAAGAUCGGGUGAUUCCAAAGCAUGCCGUAAGGUCGCAGACCGUCUUGAAAUCCAAUACGGUUUUACAAAAGAUGAAGCAAAUUAUGCCACACAAAACUUUUUAAAAUCAUUCAGACGCUGCCCAGAUAACGCGCAAACAUCUUUAGAUACUUGGCGCAUACACUUAUGGCGCGAAUCCUUGCCUCCUAAGUACAAACAAUUGGCCGAAUCCAUCUAUCCAUUAUGGCUAGAAAUGCGUUAUUGCUAUUUAGCCAUACCGGACGAUUACAUUAAAAUGUUAAAACGUUUUCGUCAGGCCAACUAUCAAUUGGCCUUAAUAACAAAUGGUCCCUCCAAUGCACAAUGGGAAAAAAUACGAAAAUUACAUGUCCAACCCUAUUUUGACUGUGUAUUAGUGUCAGCGGAUUUGCCGUGGGAAAAGCCUGAUCCAAACAUAUUUUAUGCAGCUUGUAAAUAUCUAAAUGUUCAACCGCAACAGUGCACUAUGAUUGGUGAUAAACUAGAAAGUGAUAUAAAAGGUGGCAAUAUAGCUGGUCUAGCUGCUACAUUUUGGUUACCACUUACACCGGAUGCCAUACAAGAUUUAAAUAAUGAUGGUGAUGUUGAUCGUAAACCCACGCAUAUACUCAGGAAUCUUUUAGAUUUAUAUAAAUAUUUUAAUAUUAAAAUACAGCAUCAAAUAAAUGAACAAGUACCUGUGUAUAAUAGCCAAAGUAACAAAUAUCGUCGUGCAGGCUCCUUGCCAACAAUUGAUUAUUUAAUAAAUAGUGAAACUGAUAAUAGUUCAGAAAAUAGUUCUGAUAGUAUAAAUUAAAUUACUGGUACCUUUUUUAAUCCACUACACGACACUAAAUUCAAAGUCACAAUUUUGCUGACUUUUGUAACAAAUCGUAAAUGAAUGUACAAGAUUUUUUACUUCUUUUUUUUUAACUAAGUCUAACAAUACAUGGUACCCAACCAACCACUAUUAAACAACAAUACUGCGUUUUAUUUUAAGUCAUUUUUAACUAUUUAUAUAAACUAUAGUAUAAGCUUGUGUGUUUCUUAAAGCAAUAUGCUUUAUGCACUUUUUUUUAAUAUACUUUUUGGUAUAUACGUAUUAAUAAUUAUUUCCUAUUAGGAAUUUGGCGUUCUUUUACGAAUUUAAAUAUUUAAUUUAGCUGAAAGCAUACUAAGCUAUAUAUACCAUUAAGUAUCAUUAUUAUUUGAAUUGGCAUUACACAUAUUUUUAUCUUAUUGCUCAUUAAUAGGAAAUUAAAAUAAAUUUUCCGAAAUCUUUAAAAUAAAUUUUCAGUCCGAGUUUUCGGGCUGUGAAAUAGAUAAUCUAAAGCAUUUUAACUGAACUAAAUUCUUAAGCAGCUAUACAAAAUUAUACGCUUUUAUAAUAAGCAAUCUUGACAGUAUUUUUGUUUCUACUUGAUUACUUAAAAUUUUGUACUAUAUGUAGGUAUAUUAUUUCAUCAACAAAUAAAAGUUAUUUUUUCAGCUGUAUUGAAUGGCUGAAUUUUAAAAUCUACCUUUAAUCCACAAACCAAAAACUGGCUUUUAGUUAAAAAAAUACACAAUUUUAUAUGUAAAUGGAUUUAAUAAAUAAAAUUGAAAUAAAUGCAAACAAAAAA